This is a messenger RNA of Onychostoma macrolepis, 2788 nucleotides long. It is a transcript of the gene fam3c, whose product is annotated as FAM3 metabolism regulating signaling molecule C. The transcript has 10 exons. The coding region runs from base 105 to 788 and encodes 227 amino acids. NCBI's taxonomy places the organism in Eukaryota, Metazoa, Chordata, Actinopteri, Cypriniformes, Cyprinidae. The record is from RefSeq and is a predicted model, not a curated record.
CCCCUCUGGUGAACCCGGAUGUGUAGGGAUACUCAGCGUUGUGUCGCCGUGGCACCAGGUGUGUGGAUCUCAGUGUGGUGACUGGUGCUGGCAAAGCCGUCAGGAUGAUGCGAGCAGGAGGCCUUUUGAAACUGGCAGUGCUGAUUUCUAUCUUAUUUUUAGCUGUAUUCCUGGCAUUUGAGCUAUUAGAGAGCAAUAUGAAUUUUAAUUUGGGGAAAGUACUUGCACGAUACGCACCUGCAGAGACUGUCCCCACCAAGCCUCCACGCCACAAAUGCAACCUUUCUAAAUCAUGUCCCGAGGACCAUUUUGCUUUUAAGAUCACCAGUGGAGCAGCCAGCGUUGUCGGCCCGAAAAUGUGUUUUCAAGACAAUGUAUUAAUGAGUGGAGUAAAGAACAACGUUGGACGGGGUAUAAACAUUGCUUUGAUCAAUGGCAAGACCGGUGAGCUCACCAAGACUGAUUCCUUUGACAUGUGGUCUGGAGAUGUGAACCAGCUUAUCAAAUUCUUGAAGGAAAUAGAAGACGGAAGCAUUGUCAUGAUGGCCACUUUUGAUGAUCCUGCAACAAAGCUAAACGAGGAGGCCAGAAAUCUGAUAACAGAAUUGGGCAGCUCAAGCAUCAGCAUACUGGGAUUUAGAGAUAACUGGGUGUUUGUUGGAGGCAAAGGGAUCAAGACAAAGAGCCCCUUUGAGCAGCACAUCAAGAACAACGCAGAGACCAACAAGUAUGAAGGCUGGCCAGAGGUUUUGGAGAUGGAAGGAUGCAUUCCUGUAAAACAUGAGUAGAAUCCACCUCUUACUGUAUUUCAGAUUAUUUAGCAUUUUCAUGUACAGCCUGGUGAGUUGAAGAGUUCAAAAUUGAACAUAUGCAAUGUUGCAUUGUUCGAUUAGCAUUGACAAUGAUGCAAGUAAGAGUAGAAUAUAGACUUUAAAUUUGUUGUUGGACUUCCUGUAUUUUGAAUCUUGCCAUUAGUGCUCCUGAGCAUUUGCAGCUCUAUUUUUGUAUUUAUUUUACAGGGUUCCCACUACUUUUGACCAGUGAGUUUCCAUUACUUUUCUUCCAAUUGUCCAUGUUCACUAAAUGGAUUGCACUCACAAAGACCAAUAUGUUGCCAGGUCAAUAUUUUACAGUUGAAAAUCACUAUAAAAAAUGUAUAUUCACCAUAGAAAUAUCCACAACUUCAUUAAUUGUUGUGAAUUUUCCAGCCCUGGAGUUCAGUCUUAAAAUUCCAUGCCUGUGGGAGAUCUGAUUUGUAGGGUUUGUUUUAAUAACUGGUCCAUAAACAGAAAGUUUUUAGCCAUUUGUGAGGUUUCAGUGUCAAAGAGAGAUAUUGAAUCAAACGAUUUACUGCAUGUUUUCUUGUCUACUGUUUUUUUUUCUUUCCUCCAAAAAAAUAAAUGGAGAGGGUUUGCGCUCAUAUUUAUCACUGCACUAUGACACUCGAAAUGUUGAUCAUACUGGAUUGAAGUUAAAUGGCUGAGGGCUGCUGUCACCAAAAUGUAUUUAUUUCUUUGUUAAUGGUAAUAUUUAUUUUUCUACUGGCAAAGGUAUUUUGACUGCUGGACUUUAUUCCUGAAGGUAAAUAACGAAGAAUCUUAUUUGAAAUCCUUGAAUUUAAAAACUGCCCAUAUUUGUGGUGUGUGAUGGGUUGAGUUAUUGAUUUGUGUUGGUUUUUGACCGUUUGCUGUUUAACUACUGUUUUCAGCUUUAUGCCAUUUAUCCUGAGCUUUUGGGAAUGUUGUUACAUAUGGGAAGUUCAAAAAUGUAUUGUGUUGAUAGUUUGUGUGGUUUCUGCACAUUCUGAGAUUAUUUAAGCGGUAUGUUUUAGUGUUUAUAGCAAGCAAUAACAAUAUAUCAUACAAUAUAACUGCUUUUAUUCCUAAUUGUGCCUUCUGCAGUGUCAAUAAUGUUGCUUUUCCAAGUAGUAAUAUGUACCAUAAUUAUUAAGGAAUUAUAAUUCAAAACUGAUUUCUACUUGUUAAUUUUAUAAUUCCCUGCACAAUUUUAACUAAAUACUGUGAAGUUGUGGAUUGAAACUCAUUCCUUUUGUGAGAAAACCAGUUGUGUGCCUUAUUUACCACAAUUAUCAAAUGAUUUUAUCUACUUUUUUUUUUCUUUUUUUUUUAAGAGUUUUGUGAGAAAUCAUUGUUGCUGCAUGUCAUACACAUUAACAUGUAAAGCUGUUUUAAGGAUUUCUUUUAGUCUAAAUGAAAUUUAAAUCAAGUAAAUUGUGUGAUUGCCGAGUCUUUCGUAAUGGCUGUAAGAUUUUUUUUUUGUAAACAAAUGUUUCAUAUUAAAACGAAGCUGAGCAAAUGGUUGUUGCUUUCAUUCUGGGUUUUGUUUUACCUCUGUUUAGAUUAAGGCUGAGAACCCCCAAGAAUAACCCUAGCAUCUGUUCUGCCUCAUCAAAGCAUGAUGCACACAUCCAAAAUGGUACAUGUUUAUAAAGGACUUUGUAGAUUCUUGGAAGGUGUCCAUUCGGAUCUCAUUAGCCUAAGAAAAGACCAGAGUUUCAAAGCACACAGCUGCACAAGAAAGGGAUGGUAAACUUCACUCUGCCAUCUUAACUGAUGAAAAUCAUUUCUCUCAAUAACAGAUUUAUUCCAUUCUGAAAAUAUCAAAAUAUAUAGGUACUGAUGUAGGCAACAAUAUAAUGUACAGACCCAGUCUAUACAAAUGUCAAUGUGCUGAGAACUACCUUUUAUGCCAUCAAUGAAUACCUUAUAUUCUGACAAACUCGUCUCAACAUACUAAUUCUCUAAAACGAAUGACUAAGCGGGAAGUU